AUGGAACGGUUGAUGGGUCGCCUGCCCCCCGUUCCGGCCUGGUGGCUCAACGGCUCGAGCCCGGAGCUGCCCCAAUUGCCCCCUCACUCGGCCUACGCCCGCCCUCCUCAAGCCCUUCUCGAGGCCGGCGACAAGCUGGGCGGCAUGACAGACGAUCUCGCCACCGCCCUCAACGCCAGCACCGGCAACACCACGGCCAGCCGCGUCUGCUCUGCGCUGCUACACAACAACAACGAUGAGGGGGACAAUCUCUACCAGCACCUGCUGUGCUCGGACGAGGUGGUUCAGGCCCUGGCCAAGGGCAGCAGCGCCAGCUACUACGACCUCACCCGCUGCUCGCCGUCCAACUACGACCUCGGGUGCCUGGCCGGCUUUUUCUCGCUCGACCCGGCCGAGGCCAGCCAGCGCCGCCUGUUCCUCAACGCCUUCUACCCGACCGUCCAGUGCUGCCCGGGCCACUACUGCCCGAUGGGCGUCGUGUGCAUGAUCCCCUGCUCAGCCGGGGCCUACUGCCCGCCGGUGCGCGCCGUCGACAACGACACCUUCUGCGACCCGUACGCCACCGUGGCCACGCCCUACCUCGGCUGCGGCGGCGCCGUCGACAACCACGCCUGCCCGGCCGGCUCCUACUGCCCCAACACCACGACCACCCUCCUCUGCCCUGCGAACCACUACUGUCCCUCGGGUUCACGGAGGCCGCAGCGCUGCCCGCAGCUGGCGGCGUGUCCGCCCGGGGCGUCGGCGCCCGAGCUGGACCUGGGCGGGCUGGCCAAGGUGCUGGGCGUGCUGGGCGUGCUGUUCCUCUUCGUGCUGCUCGGCCGCCGCCGAUCCAACCGCAGCUGGGAACGCGACAUCACCGCCCGGCGGUCGCAGAACGCCGGCGUCAAAAAGACCGCCGAACCGAUCGAUGAACAGGAAGCGGAUGUCGACAUGCUCAAGCUCCAUGAGGCCGAGGAGCAGUGCCUGCUGCUGCCCAGCCGCGAGGUGCUGCACCGGAUCGAUAUCGAGCUGGACAACGUCGGCGUGCAGCUCGCCGGCAGGUGGGCGCUCAACGGAGUCACCGGCAGGCUGUCGGCCGGGCGGGUCACCGCCAUCAUGGGUCCGUCGGGCGCCGGCAAGUCGGUGCUGCUCCACACCCUGGCCGGCCGGCAGGUCGGCGGCAAGGCCAAGCUCAGCGGUACCAUCCGCCUCAACGGCAGCGACUGCGUAUCGCUGGCCGACUGCCGGAGCGUGGUGGGCUUCGUGCCGCAGGAGGACGUCAUGCACCGCUCGCUCACCGUGUUCGAGAACGUCGACUUCAACGCGCAGUGGCGCCUGCCCCGCGCCAUGAGCCGGCGGCAGAAGACCGACGUCGUGUUCGCCGCGCUGGACGUGCUGGGCCUGGACAACCCGCGCGUCAUGCGAACCCGCAUUGGCGACGACGCCGAGCGCGGGGUAUCGGGCGGCGAGCGCAAGCGCGUGAACAUCGGAAUGGAGCUGGUGGCCCAGCCCAGCCUGCUGCUGCUCGACGAGCCCACGUCGGGCCUCGACGCCUCGACCAGCAUCGACGUGGUGCGCGGGCUCAAGUCCGUCGCGCAGUCGGGGGUCAACGUGGUGGUGGUGCUGCACCAGCCCCGGGUGGAGAUUCUGCGCCUGUUCGACGACCUACUGCUCCUCGCGCCCGGCGGCCGCACCGUCUACGCCGGGCCGACCCAAAACGCCGUCGCGUACUUCAACGGCCUGGGCUACGCGCUGCCCGACCAAUGCAACCCUGCGGACUUCUUCCUCGACGUCAUCUCUGGGUCGUUGCCGCGCAACAACGGCGAUGGGUCAUUGGCUGCGGCGGCAGGCAGCAAGAACGACCAUGCGACCUACCUGGUCGAGCAGUGGGAAGCGCAGCGAGCCGUAGCGGGAGCGUACAAGGACGAUCGUCUUCAUCACAGCUGGUCCCGCAGCCUGGUCGAUCUGCAGUGCCUCGACCGUCAGACGGCGGGCGUGCUUGCACAGACCUGGCUGUGCACCAAGCGCGCGGUCAUCCAGCGCACGCGGGAACUCAACACGGCCCUCACCGACUACUGCCUCGUGGCCACCGCCGGCCUCGUUCUCGGCCUUCUCUUUCACGCCGUGGAACUCGACAAGGUGCCCAGCGUCAACUUGUUCAUCAGCAUGGCACUCGGCUUCGCGGCCACGCAACAGGCACUUCGGCUGUUCGGCGCCGAGCGCACGGUGUUCGCUCGCGAGGCCGACACCGGCAUCAGCCGCCUGGCCUACUUCCUCGGCAAGAACCUGGCCGCGCUGCCCGACCUCUUCAUCCUCCCCUUCAUCUUCCUCUCCAUGUUCUACUCCUUCUCCAACCCGCGCGGCGCCUUCGUCGACUACCUCGUGCUCCUGCUCGCCGCUCAGUGGGCGCUGAGCGGCGUGGGCCACGUCAUCUCGGUGGUGCUCGACCCGGCCAAGGCCCAGCUCGCCGCCGUCGUCGUUACGCUGGUGCUCAACGGCAUCAGCGGCUUCUCGCCGCUCAAGAGCGAGCUGGGCCGGUUCGGGGCGGUCUGCUACGCGUCGUACGGCUUCUGGCUCACCGAGGCCCUCUUCUUGAUCGAGGCCCAGCACUACCCGGACAUCUACGCCCCGGCCAAGAGCGACAUUGCGGCCAUGUUCGACUUUGACGCGGCGCGCGGGGUGGGCGUGCACGUGGGCGUGCUGGUGGCCAUGGGCGCCGGGUGCCGUCUGGUCUGCCUGCUGGCGCUUGAGCUCACCCGUCGGGCCUGGCCCUCGCCCCGCCGCCUCUGGCAAAGCGUCGCCAGCAUGUCGGCCUGCUCCUAUCACACUAUUUGA
Messenger RNA from Acanthamoeba castellanii str. Neff, 2814 nucleotides. Its product is annotated as ABC transporter, ATPbinding domain containing protein. Gene Ontology annotation, molecular function: ABC-type transporter activity; ATP binding; ATP hydrolysis activity. NCBI's taxonomy places the organism in Eukaryota, Discosea, Longamoebia, Acanthamoebidae. The coding region runs from base 1 to 2814 and encodes 937 amino acids. The record is from RefSeq and is a predicted model, not a curated record. The transcript is spliced from 4 exons.